Molecule: messenger RNA, 1074 nt
Organism: Drosophila busckii
Lineage: Eukaryota; Metazoa; Arthropoda; Insecta; Diptera; Drosophilidae
Gene: Arl6IP1
Product: ARL-6-interacting protein 1 homolog
Exons: 3
Coding region: 105-698 (197 amino acids)
Source: RefSeq, a predicted model, not a curated record
UCUCCUAAAAUAACAACAACGCAAAAGUGCGUUUAAUGCAUUAUAUUUGAAAAACAAAAUUAAAUUUAAUCAAACGCCCAUUCAUAUCAAGCAGACUAGCCAAGAUGACAACACCACAGGUUGACCAGAAACGUGCAUUGAACAAAUUGAAACAUGAUUUGGAGCCCUUGCGCAAUGCCAUUGUAGGCGUCUACGAUUUGCUCACCUGGGAGAAGCAAUAUUAUGCCGGAAUUGUUUUUGCUGCAAUCAGCAUUAACUAUUUGAUUUUGUGGUACAUGGACUUGUCAUGUAUAACACUGUUCUCCUUGCUGGCGCUUUCGGCUUUCUUUGGGGACUUUGCGCUGCCAACCUUAUCACGACUGUUAGCCAGUGGUAAUAAAUGGGAGGGCGAACAGGAGGCCAAAUUUGAAGAGGUUUGCGGACAGUUGUGCUCCAUAAGAGCUCGCGCUACCCAAUGGUAUGAGUAUCUGCUCAAUGAGCGCAAGCCAACUAUGGUUGUGGUUGCAAUAAGUGUAACCCUGUUGGUUGUCGCUUGGAUUGGAGCCAUUAUUAACAACUUGCUGCUAAUGUAUUUUGCCACUAUAGUGGUACUCAUGUGGCCAGGUUUGCAGGAGAAGGAUGUCUUCAAGUCGCUGACUCAAAAGGCUUCCAAGAUAGUCAACGAGAAGUUACAAUAUGGCAAAAAGAAGCUGCAGUAAACGGCUCACUAUUAUUAUCAAUAAAUUAUAUUAUACAUAAUUAAAAAAAAUUCGUCAUACAUAAAUACACCACAUAAAUCACCAUCGGGUUCGACCAAAAUAUAUGUAAACCAAGCAUAAUCAAUACCAAACACUAAGUCAUUAACUCGCCAUCUUGCACACAUUAAAUUAUUGUAAAUGCUAAUUUUACCAAGCGCAUUCAUAACAUUAGUUUAAAUUCCAUGAUCUUAAAUGUAAGCUCGGGCAUACCCGAAGAUUCUCAAAGAAAAAGACAUUUUUGUGAUUUAUUUGUGAAAAUUUAAUCUUGCAUAAGCUUACAAGCUUAGGCGUCUACUGAUUUUACACAUACACGCAUACCUAUUUAAAUAAAGUUUUG